Molecule: messenger RNA, 394 nt
Organism: Suncus etruscus (white-toothed pygmy shrew)
Lineage: Eukaryota; Metazoa; Chordata; Mammalia; Eulipotyphla; Soricidae
Product: zinc finger protein 426-like
Exons: 5
Coding region: 11-394 (127 amino acids)
Biological process (GO): regulation of DNA-templated transcription
Source: RefSeq, a predicted model, not a curated record
GGCUGAGAAGAUGGGGACCCGGGACUUGAGAAACAGUGCUCAGGACACAGUGACCUUCCCCGACGUGGCCGUGAGCUUCUCCCUGGAGGAGUGGCUAUACCUAGACGUCUAUCAGAGGAAGCUCUACAGAGAUGUGAUGCUAGAGACCUACCAGCACCUUCAGGCCUUAGGGCAUUGCAUGGUGAAACCUGCACUGAUCUCCUGGUUGGAAGGUGGAGCCCUGGGGAGGCUUCAGAGAAGUGCAUUUGCAGAAAGUGAACUGCAGCUUCGUCAGUGUACAUUUCAGCAGUUUGAUUUUGAAAAGGGAUCACCGCGUAGGAAUGAGAAACUAGGCAGGGAAUCCAGCCUUGGUUUCCCACAUGCCAUUGUAGGCUCUCCACUCAGCUGGCACUAA